AUGCCAGCACAAAAGACAUUCACUUUGGCAUCGCGUGGAAAGGGAUGCCACCUAGUGCAGUCAGAAGUAGAGCGUGAGAUCGGCGAUAUGCUGCGGGGUGUGCAGGUGGGCAUUCUUACGCUUUUCAUCCAGCACACAAGCGCAGCGCUCUCACUGAAUGAGAACUUCGAUCGCGACGUGCGCACGGAUAUGGACAUGGCUCUUGACCAUGCUGUGCCGGAGUCAUUGCCAUGGCGCCACACAGACGAAGGCCCCGAUGACUCCGCUUCACACACGAAGGCGUCGUUGAUCGGGCCGAGUCUUACGAUCCCUAUCACUCAAGGUCAUAUGAAUCUUGGCACUUGGCAAGGCAUUUACCUGUGCGAAUUCCGCCGUGCCAAGCAUGCGCGUCGCCUUGUUGCCACAGUGUUGCCAUAA
Molecule: messenger RNA, 417 nt
Organism: Malassezia globosa CBS 7966
Lineage: Eukaryota; Fungi; Basidiomycota; Malasseziomycetes; Malasseziales; Malasseziaceae
Exons: 3
Coding region: 1-417 (138 amino acids)
Source: RefSeq, a predicted model, not a curated record